AGGUUGAAACAGUUGCGUGGUUUGAAAUAGUGAAAGAUGCUUUUUCAGUUUUGACGGUUUUGACAACGCAUGUUCGCCCCUAGUUUAACCAUUUAAGCACUACGCUAUGAACACUUAAGGUGUAGUGGACGUGUAGAUCCACAGAUUCUUGAUCCCGGCAUUAGUUGGUGUUUUGGUUACACUGACAUGUGUGGGUCUCUGCAUGUCAUUUGUCAUGGGACACAGGAACAGAUGUUCCCCUUCCAAGGCCCCACCUCCAGGACGAGUUGACACAUCAAGUCAGUUGAGAGAAUUAAGAGCACGUCUGAAAGCAAUGGCUUUGGAUGCUUUCAUCAUCACCAGGGAUGAUGGACAUCAGAGUGAGAUUCCAGCAAAUCGGGAUCGCAGGUACACAUACAUUUCGGGCUUCUCAGGCAGUGAUGGAAUUGCUGUUAUUACUAGAGAAUGGGGAGCAGCGUUGUGGACUGAUGGCCGUUACUUCCUACAAGCUGAUAUACAACUGUCAUGUGAUUGGUUGCUGAUGCGUGUGGGUCAGCCUGGUGUGCCUCAUCUCAUAGAAUGGCUCGUAGAAGUACUGCCAGAGAAUUCAAAGAUCGGAGCAGAUCCAAAACUUGUACCUAACAGUGUGUGGAAUGCAUGGACUUCACAGAUUGGAGAUUCCAGCAACAGCCUAAUAGAAGUAUUUGAGAAUCCUGUUGAUAGAAUUUGGAAUUCUACUACUGGAAGACCACCAUAUUCAGAUCAUAAGGCCUAUGUAGUGCCUGAAAGAUUUUCAGGCAGAAAAUGGGAGGACAAGAUCAAAGACUUGAGAGCAAAACUUGAUGCAGAAGGAGCUAAUGCAGUAGUAGUUACAGCUCUGGAUGAGGUAGCAUGGCUACUCAAUAUACGAGGAUAUGAUAUUCCCAACAACCCCAUGGUGUAUGCCUAUGUUACCGUGACAACUAACUCUGUGAACCUGUACGUGAAUGAGAGCAAACUGAGUACAGACGUAAAGAUUCAUCUUAAAGCAUUGAGCUGCUAUUCUGAACACUGCACUCAGAUCCACAGUUAUGAUGCACUGAUUGGUGACUUAAAAACUAACCAGCAGAAGUGGAAGAAAGUUUUACUUCCUUCACGUUGUUAUAACUCACCAGGUGCCAGCCGAGCCAUUUACUCAGCGAUUCCUCCAAAGAAGCAAUUGGCUAUACCAUCUCCCAUCAUAUUCAUGAAAGCACGAAAGAAUCGCAUUGAAAUAGGUGGCAUGAGAGAAGCGCACAUCCGAGAUGCAGUAGCUCUUUGUGACUUUCUUGCCUACUUAGAAGAAGCAAUAGCUGCAGGCAAAGAAUGGAAUGAGCUACAAGUUGCACAGGAGGUAGACCAGUUUCGCCGAGAACAAAAUCUUUCAAGAGGUCCCAGUUUCCCUACAAUAGCAGGCUUUGGUCCCAAUGGAGCAUCUCCUCACUACUCACCAUUUGAGAGUAGCAACUUGCUCAAAAUUGAUGGUAGCAGCACAUUGGUCUUGGAUUCUGGUGGACAUUAUUUAGAUGGUACAACAGAUGUGACACGUACUAUUCACCUAGGAACACCAACAGAUUUUGAACGUGAAGCAUACACACGUGUUUUGAUGGGUUCCAUCCAGCUGGCAUCACUUGUGUUUCCUUUUGAUGUUCCAAUGAAUAGUAUCGAUGUUCUGGCCCGUGGCCCAUUGUGGGAGGCUGGGUUAAAUUAUCUCCAUGCAACUGGUCAUGGUGUUGGGGCUUUCCUAACGGUACAUGAAGCGCCCAUUACUAUUGCAUAUACUAUGGGGAAUUUGACUUUCCAGGAAGGAUAUUUCUUCUCAGAUGAGCCUGGCUAUUAUCAUGAAGGACAUUUUGGUGUUCGACUUGAGAAUGUUUUAGAAGUUGUGAAGAAGAAAACUAAGCACAACUUUGAUGGCCAAUACUUUGGUUUUGUACCUGUAACAUAUGUUCCAUACGAACCAAAACUAAUAAAUGUGAAGAUGUUGAGUCCACAGCAUCGUAAAUGGCUGAAUGACUACAAUACAAAAAUACGGACGUUGGUAGGAGCGGAGCUCAAGCGGCAGCAUCGUUUGAAAGGUUUCUAUUGGAUGAUGGACAAGACAGGCUACAUUCCAGAACAUGAUUCCAGCAGUUCCAGUGGAAGUAUCAGUGUGACUGCCCUGCUACUGACAGCAAUGCAGUUUGUAGCAUUUUCCAGAAGAGGUCUUUAGUUUCCAUGGUUUAAUGUCUCUAUAUUUGUUGUCUUAUUGAUUUAAAUUCCAGAAUUACUCAGUGUAUACAGUGUUAGAAUGUCUUUUCUGGCAUCAGAUUAAGAUAUUAUUUCUGCAAAGUUGAUCUUACUUCUGUGAACCACAACUGGUAGGGGAAUGGAAAGAGAAAAGCGUAGGAUUUGAAGUUCUUAUAGUGGUGGCUAUGAAGAAUUCUGUGUUCUGUGGUACAACAGUGUGUAGUCUGUUGAAAGUCUACUGACGUUUCAGAGGAACAUGUUGCCCCCAUCUUCAGGAUCUCUGCAAGCUCUGUUUGCUGCAUUCUUCAUGCUGGUUUCUUGCUUAGCUUAUUCUUUGAUCCUCAAGAUGGAGGUGACAUGCUCCUCCAAAAUGUCAGUUGACAUUCUACGGACUGCAUGGCAUUAUAGCCCGGAAGGUAGAACUCUUCAGAUAGAAAAGUAUUUGAGAAUUUUUAAAUCUUACCAGAAAUGUAUUUGGAGUAAAUUACAAUCAAUGUUAAAUGUCAACCUUAUCUAUAUAUUUAGCAGUUAUAUCCUCAUUUUGAUUGUAUUGUUCUCUGUGUAUAAUAUUUUUGUGGAAAAUUAUCUAUUUUAUAUUUAUGUUUUAGGGAAUAUAUUGAUAGAUACAAGUUUCCAUGAUCAAUAAUGGUUAUGAAUUGUACACACGUUAUUGCCAAAUAAGUUUGAUGACCUGUGAUAUCAAGAAAAUUCACAGUAGUGCGCAACAUUUUCAGGCCUAGCUAAAAUGAAAUGUAAGUAAUAGCCACAAAUAAUUAUCUGUUACAGUUCAUACGAUGCUAAUCAAAAGUAAAUAUCUUGUUAGAUAAAAUGAUGACUUCAUAUGCUACUGAAACUCUAUUAGUCUCAUCACCAUUUUGAGCUUAGGUGCAUCAGUUAAAAUGUACACAUCUUAAAUCACCAAACUCAUGCCUAGCCUUGUAGCAGCAUAAUGUGACCAGAAACGUCUUAAGAGCAUUGUUUCCUUUUUUAUGAAAGGCCCCAUUGUUCUAACAAAUUAGAAAUAGUACAUUCAGAAAUCUAUUUUAGAGUUCCAAAAGAAAAAAAUUCCAUCUUUGGAACUUAUUAGUGAAUGAUGAGUGUCUUAUCAGUCUCUAAUUCAACUAUGAAUAUCAGUAUUAGAGAUACUAGUCAGUAUAGUUGCAUGAAACUCGGUAUGAACAUCUUAACGUGAGCUAACUUUGCAGCUUCAUAUGCAGUCCUUCAACUUCCUAUCUUCAAUAGAUUUGUGAGAUGGGAGCAACACUAGUAUCAUUCAGUGCAUAACACCACCAGCAACCAGCGAAGGGUCAGAAAUUUAGUGUUCAGCUUUUAUUAGGAUAAUUCGUUUUCAGAAAUGUGGGAAAUGACAACUGGACAGUUAUGUAAAUACCAUGUAAGAUUUGAGGUUUACCCGGUGGUGACUAAUUCGCUUAGUGGGGGUGGAGUUCGACUGGGUCUGCUUGGC
Messenger RNA from Cryptotermes secundus, 3691 nucleotides. RefSeq names its product xaa-Pro aminopeptidase 1. The record is from RefSeq and is a predicted model, not a curated record. NCBI's taxonomy places the organism in Eukaryota, Metazoa, Arthropoda, Insecta, Blattodea, Kalotermitidae. Bases 203 to 2209 code for a protein of 668 amino acids. The transcript has 13 exons. Gene Ontology annotation, molecular function: metalloaminopeptidase activity.